Messenger RNA from Vicia faba (fava bean), 1044 nucleotides. The record is from the annotation of a GenBank genome assembly. Lineage: Eukaryota; Viridiplantae; Streptophyta; Magnoliopsida; Fabales; Fabaceae.
AUGUAUCAGGUUGAGAGCAAAGGAGGUGCCCUAGUAUGCAUGCUGCUUUCCUUGUUCUUCUUAGGGACUUGGCCUGCUAUUAUGAAUCUAUUAGAAAGGAGAGGUCGUCUUCCUCAGCAUACCUACCUUGAUUACACCAUCACCAAUCUCUUGGCUGCUGUUAUUAUUGCUUUUACCUUUGGUCAAAUAGGCACUCAUGACCCAAACUUCUUGUCACAGCUUUCUCAGAUACAUGACAACUUGCCUUCUGUUUUGUUUGCUAUGGCUGGAGGGGUUGUCCUCAGCAUUGGAAAUUUGUCUUCUCAAUAUGUUUGGGCUUUUGUCGGUUUAUCAGUUGCUGGAGUAAUCACAUCAAGCAUAAUUGUUGUUAUAGGAACAAUCUUGAACUACUUUUUGGAUGAUAAAAUAAAUAAAGCUAAGAUUCUUUUCCCAGGAGUUGGUUGCUUUUUUGUUGCAGUUUGUCUUGGCUUUAUUGUUCAUUCAUCAAAUAUUGCUGAUAAUCAAGCUAAGCUCAAAGAUUUUGCAAGUGAAGUUAGUUCGAAAGAUGUAGAGAAUGGAAGUGAUCCUUCAAACAAGAUUAAAGCAGGAACUGCAAUUUUUCUCUUAGAACUUGAAAAAAGAAGAUCCAUUAAGGCAAGUGGAAAGAGCACUUUUAUUGGGUUGGCUAUAACUUUCUUUGCAGGAAUUUCCUUCUCUCUAUUCUCACCAUUAUUCAAUUUAGCAACAAAUGACCAAUAUCACACUUUAAGGACAGAGGUUCCCCAUUUAAGUGUUUAUACAACCUUUUUCUAUUUUUCAGUAUCUUGUUUUGUUAUUGGAAUAAUUCUAAACAUCAUUUUUCUCUACCACCCUAUGUUAAACUUACCCAAGUCAUCAUUGAAAGCUUAUUUGGAAGAUUGGAAUGGUAGAGGUUUGGCCUUGUUGGCUGGUCUCCUUUGUGGAUUUGGGAAUGGACUUCAGUUUAUGGCUGGUCAAGCUGCAGGAUAUGCAGCAGCAGAUGUUGUUCAAUGUUCAGUCUCAUACAAAAACAAUUGUCGGUGUUAA